Molecule: messenger RNA, 5285 nt
Organism: Patiria miniata (bat star)
Lineage: Eukaryota; Metazoa; Echinodermata; Asteroidea; Valvatida; Asterinidae
Product: kidney mitochondrial carrier protein 1-like
Exons: 8
Coding region: 581-1468 (295 amino acids)
Biological process (GO): mitochondrial transport
Cellular component (GO): mitochondrial membrane
Source: RefSeq, a predicted model, not a curated record
UGGUUCGGAAACCAGACUAAGAACGUUGGUGUUUUUCCCUAACUUCGUUUCAUCACAUGUAUCCUGUGACUUCACUAAGUUAGAGGCUAUCUGACCGCUGAAGAAUUCGUCGUUUCUCGUCCUUUUACGUCGUCCUAACAAGUACGUUCUUAUUGAGUAGGUUGUUCACAAUAAUUCUGGUUAACUGCCUGUGAAUUUUGAGGUAGCCUGAAAUUCUACAAGAUACCAACUUGAAGUUAUUUGAAGCCCAGCGAAUAGUUUUCAUCAUUUGCCAGUUAUAAACAUGUGAAACAGCUGCAUAAACACCAUGGAACAGUUUCACCAGCGUAGUAGAAAUUCCUCAGGGACAUGAGUUGGUGCCCGAGCUUAUACUUUUAUACCACUUCUUGAAAGCCAACUUGUGUUUUGACAAAAUUAAAGCUGCCAAGUUGGAAGGUCAAAACCUAUUUUUCAGUUUGUGAAGGACAGUCGCAGUCAUUGGGAACAGAGAGGCAUUCAAGUCCUUUUUCAUUUAAAAAGUACUGUGUACAAAGUUGCGAAGAUCUUCAUCUGUGACUGAAGAACAACUAAAGAAGGAACAAUGUUAGCUAGCGACUGGCGGCCGUUUGUGUACGGGGGCAUCGGCUCGGUGGCCGCUGAGUUUGGCACCUUCCCCAUUGACCUGACCAAGACGCGUUUGCAGGUGCAAGGCCAGCGAAUGGGGAGCAACUACAGGGAGUUGAAGUACCGUGGGAUGACCCACGCACUCGUCAAGAUAUCAAAAGAGGAAGGUAUCAAGGCGUUAUACUCUGGCAUCAGACCGGCCAUCCUGCGCCAGGCCUCCUACGGCACCAUCAAGAUGGGCUGCUACCACUCCUUCAAGCGUCUCCUGGUGGAGAACCCGGAAAAUGAGACCCUGCUAGUCAACGUCGUCUGCGGCGUGGCGGCUGGCGUGAUUGCCUCCUCCAUUGCCAACCCGACUGACGUGCUGAAAGUCCGCAUGCAGGCGCAGGGUGCCAGUUUCGCCAACACCAACGGCAUGAUCAGCUCCUUCGUCAACAUCUUCCAGGAGGAAGGAACCAGGGGACUGUGGAGGGGUGUGGUCCCAACUGCCCAAAGAGCCGCGGUUGUAGCGGGGGUAGAGCUCCCAGUCUAUGACUGGUGUAAGAAGUGGAUCAUUGACAACAAGUGGCUGGGAGACACCAUGUCAACGCACUUCAUAGCAAGCUUCAUCGCUGGCUUUGCUGGGGCUGUCGCCUCCACUCCCAUAGACGUCGUUAAAACGCGGCUGAUGAAUCAAAGAAAUCUGCGAGACCACUCGAGACCCCAGCACAUAUACAAGAACUCGCUAGACUGCUUAGUAAAGACUUUCAAGUACGAGGGUUUCUCCGCUCUGUAUAAGGGCUUCAUACCAACUUGGGUGCGACUCGGUCCGUGGAAUAUCAUUUUCUUCAUAACGUACGAGCAGAUGAAGAAACUCCCGUUAUGAUGGCCCUCCAGUGAAUAGCACAGCUCUAUUUUUUUUCUAAAGUCUCUUGCCACUGAUUACUCACCAUUACUAAAUUUCUAUUUGAGUAUUUCCCUGAUCGGUCUUGCAGUAGCAAGUUCAUGCUGCGGUGGUUUGUUAAAAUGAAAAAGGGACAGAAAUCUUGAAAAACACAUCUAAUUAUGGAAAAAUUGUAAACACUAACAUACCACAAGUUGAAAUUACUGUCGCAAAAAUAGUGGUGUUUUCAAAGCCAUCUGCGACAUUUUCUUUUUUGGAAAUUUAAUCAUUUAAGAAUAAACUAUUUUUUUUCAUUGAUUAUGGUGUCAUAAUUAUUUAGAAUGUUUUUGUUUAAUCGUUACUAAUUACUGUCACAGCACAAAUGCAAAGUUUGCAAGAGUUGCCUUGAUUUUAUUUUAUUAAUAUUUCUGUUUCAUUUUUCAGUCCGCUGCGUUUUGUUCUCCGAAAUGUAAUAAAGUCAAAAAACAAUUUCAAGUUCAAGUUCAAGGGAUUUAAGAUUUUGACCAAUUCCCAGAUUUGUACAAGAGCGACAUCGCUGUAUUUUGUUCUGGUGCCAGCCUAAAUUGAAAUAGUCUUAUCAGAAAUUAAACAAAAACAAAAAUUUACCUAGACGGGUCAUUUGACUGUACCUUGAUGUUAAAAAUACCCCAUAACUAUUAUUUCUGUGAUUUACGCACAUCUAUAUCAACUAAAAAUACUUUAAGUCAAAACCGAACAGUGGAAAAUUGCAUUAGAUUGGACAAACGGACAUAUUAAGGAUGCCAGUAAGUAACAAAAAAAGGCAUGAGGAAUCCGCAAUCUUGUUAUUGAACAAACUUUUCCUUUGAGGAUUGCCUCACAAGCUGUAUUAAGCUUUCCAGGGUUAUAUUGCAUCCUCUGAUCCAUGUUGCCUUUAAAGCUUCAUUUGUGCUCACCGAACCAUACUCGUGGAAUGCAAUGUCUCUGAAUGCACGUAAUCUUGGGAAAUUGACGCUGUACAUCGCAAACUAUUUUUGACAAACAGCCUGCAUUUUGCAUGGGUGGCUUUUCAUGGCGAUCGCUCUUCGAAAUUUGAUUUUCACAGGAUUUAUUGCCAAUUUGCCGAGAUUGUAUGGAAGGGCUUCAAUGGAUCAAAGAAUCUGGGACAUUUAAAAAAAAAAAUAGCAUUUCAGUUUUGGUUAGGUUGUCGACUUUUUUCGUGUUUAGUGUUCUCCCAUAAAGUAUAAAAAUCUGCUUUAAAUUACAUGUAAGGCAUCCUACAUUUUAAACUAAAAAAGUGUGAAACAUUUUUUUUGGGGGGGGGGCACUACAUUACCCUUCAGUUCUUGUUGGAGUUUUUGUACCUCCGCUUCUCCCUUACAGUAUCGACAGUUAUGUUCAUAAAACUACGACGUUACCUGUACCCAUCCAUGAGAGCAUUUUUGCACAAGAACGAUUCCAUGACUUGAUUAAGUGAAUACCAGAUGCAGGUGUUUUGUUCCAGACAGACAUCACAUCCCUGUAAUUGGAAAAAAGUCGCUCUGUGUUUAUCACACUUUUUAACCCUUAAACUUGCUGAUUUGGAACAGACGCCACAGCUUCAGGUUCAAUAAAGGAUCAUUUGCAUUUAUCCCGAAAGAUUAUCAAACAGCUUACUUGGAUUUGGACAUAUUUUGACUGUGUUUUUCCCAUCUCCUAGCUGCUGUACUAUAUGUGUUGCAAAGUGAUAAAGGCUUUUGGGAAUUACAGCGUAUUGGUGUUAUUCACUGCAGUAUUGUCAUGGCAAAUAUUUCCCUUUGCUUUUACAAGAACCGAAUCAACCAAGUUUCUCAGGUCUUUAGUGUUUACAGACGGCGUCAAAAUGGCAAUUGGUUUAUUUCUUUUUUUAUUCAAUCGAAAUAAUUGCAUUCUCUCAGGGAAUGUGCUCUGUAAAUACACUAUUCGGGUCACAAUUCAAACCCCGAGCAUUUUUACCGAUACAAAAACAAUAUCUUGUUUUGCCGCACUAUGGGGAAUAUUUGUUAGUUAAAAGCCUCAAGCUGUCGUACACACUACCCAUGUCAAUACCAGCUCUUUCUGAAGGCUAUUUGAGGGCCCUGGGAACAAACGUGCCAGUUUUUGGCCAUCAUAGAAAAACAAUGGAGCCCCUUUUUUCAUACUGUGCAUUCAUAUUACAUGUGCAUUAAAUGGUUAUAAUGUGGAUAGGGACAACAGAUCGGUUGGUUUCAACCUUUGUUCAUUUUCAGAGACAUGCUGCUUUGAAAUCAGAUUUAUUUAUUUGAAACAAUUACGCCAAAAAUAACUCUUUAACGCUUUAUUUUUGGACUGAAAAUGAGGUCACACUUCUUGGUCACUCUUGACUUCAAAAGGAAAAAUGUAGAUUUUGUAAUUUUUUUUGUAAGUUCUGUAAAUUAAUACAGUUUUGUAUAUAAUUUCAAAAGUGUUUCUCAGUUGUUCAUUUGUAUAAUUUGUAGGAAAUGGUUUGUGUGUGUUCUUUUACUUUAUGUGAAGUUAUUCAUUUGUCUCUAGUCAAUUUCAAGUUGUCGUUUUUUUCAAAGGCAGAAAGUUGCUUCCUUUAUUUUUAAACAUUAAAAUAUGUUCUCAGACUAGUAGUAUAUUUAUUUACAGCACAUUUCCAUUGUAACACAAGUCAAUUGAGUUUGGUUCCAUUUCUACUUGAGCCCCAUAACACUGGAAAUGGAAGUUAAGUUCUAUUUCAAUCGAGAAAUGUUUUUUGCUUUUUUUUUCUCAUUCACUUUACCAAAGGACUUUGCCGAGAAUUACAUAUGAGCUCCCUGUGAAGAACACCCACUUGUGAUAAUACGUGAAACAAAUAAAGUUGGAGGCACUUCGAUAGAGUGGGCAUUAUAACUUAAAGCCCUGAUUCGGACAAUAUAUCAAAUUCAGUCGCAGCUUUAUGAAGUUUUCUGCGAAUCAACCAAAUUAGCUGGCCAGACGUUUCGCUCUUAACAAGAUAUGCUUCAGAGGCAAAUGACGGAGGUACAAGAAACAAACAAUGCUCUUUUGAAGCAGGUCUUGUUACGACCGAAACGUCGGGCCAACUAAUUUUGUUGAUUUGUAUAUUUCAGAUCAAUCCGGUCGGAAGCAGAUUGAAGCAGUUCAAUUCAAUUUCAUGAAAUGUUCUUCGUUAAGAACUUAAACGAGACCAGGUGUUUCGUUGUAAAAGAAUUACUGUUAGUGUGUUUUGCUGCAUUUGAAUUAAGCUUGGGGGACACUUGUUUAUUUGUCAUUACUUGAAUUUCUCGGGAGGAGAAAAAAAACCUAGCUGAAGAACCAAUUAAGUUGUUUUCUAAUAAUCAGAGCAAGCUUCGAGACCCCAAAUUGUUAUCCAUCCUGACGUUAUCGCACACAAAAAGUAUGAAUUAUAUACGCCUAAAUAGCCAGAGGGCCCCUUCCUUCCAAAAUUAAGGAAAUGGAGAAAAGUUGUCGCUCUCAAAUCUCGUGUGGCAUUCCUAAUUUAGUUUGUUUCCAAAUUGUAUCUGAUUAGGGAUGUUUUUUGAAGUGAGCAGCUGUUUUGGUUUCUUUGUGUGGUUCACUGAAAUGGCAGGCAUUAAGUACAGUACUGCACCAUUCAAACAACCAACUAUCAUUUAUAAAUUGUCCAGUGUUUCAUGAUUCCUAACCAAAGUUUUUAGGAUUUGUGCGAUCGGCGUGCCUAAAAUAGUAACACAGAUUGAAAAUUAGUGGUGUACAAAUUUCAAAUGUCAUUCGAAUCUGGAAAGUUUUAACGUAUUUUGGUGUGUUGAUUAGGAAUGUUUGGAAGUAUUUUGCUUGCAAACAAGUUCAAUUGAGAACCAAUAAAGUUAUGCAAGAACUGAAA